Messenger RNA from Protobothrops mucrosquamatus (brown spotted pit viper), 2625 nucleotides. It is a transcript of the gene TBC1D22B, whose product is annotated as TBC1 domain family member 22B. The record is from RefSeq and is a predicted model, not a curated record. NCBI's taxonomy places the organism in Eukaryota, Metazoa, Chordata, Lepidosauria, Squamata, Viperidae. Bases 10 to 1521 code for a protein of 503 amino acids. Gene Ontology annotation, biological process: activation of GTPase activity. Gene Ontology annotation, molecular function: GTPase activator activity. The transcript is spliced from 13 exons.
GUCCGAGGUAUGGCUGCGGAAAGCAGCAAGCAGUUCUGGAAGCGGAGCGCGAAGCUACCGGGCAGUAUUCAACCUGUAUAUGGAGCUCAGCAUCCUCCACUGGACCCACGGCUCACUAAAAACUUCAUCAAGGAACGCUCCAAGAUCAACACGCUAUCUAUGAAAAAUAAGAAGGCCAGCAGUUUUCAUGAGUUUGCUCGGGACACUAGUGAUGCUUGGGAUAUUGGGGAUGAUGAAGAUGAAGAUUUCUCAUCUUUCCAAACAUUGAACUCUAAAGUGGCCAAGGCCACAGCAGCACAAGUCCUAGAAAAUCACAGCAGGCUGCGUAUGAAACCCGAGUGGCCCCAGGCAGCUCUCAGCGAUGCACCAAUCAAUUGUAAAGUCAUCAAAUCCAACAGUGAGGCCCAGCUAUCCAGAGGACCUGAGGAUGCCUGUAUGCGCAACCCCCUCCACAAACAGCAAUCCCUUCCACUCCGACCCAUCAUUCCACUUGUCGCUCGCAUCUCUGACCAAAAUGCUUCUGGGGCUCCUCCCAUGACGGUGCGUGAGAAAACUCGCUUGGAAAAAUUCCGGCAGCUUCUGUCCAGCCAAAACACAGAUCUAGAUGAAUUGAGGAAAUGCAGCUGGCCUGGUGUCCCCAGAGAGGUUCGUCCUGUGACUUGGCGACUUUUAUCAGGUUAUCUCCCUGCCAAUAUGGAACGAAGGAAGCUGACUUUACAACGAAAACGAGAAGAGUAUUUUGGGUUCAUACAACAGUAUUAUGAUUCCAGAAAUGAGGAGCACCAUCAAGAUACCUAUCGGCAGAUCCAUAUAGACAUUCCACGGACAAAUCCUCUCAUCCCUCUGUUCCAGCAACCAUUAGUUCAAGAGAUCUUUGAACGAAUCCUGUUUAUCUGGGCCAUCCGACACCCUGCCAGCGGCUACGUGCAAGGGAUUAAUGACCUGGUCACUCCAUUCUUUGUUGUGUUCCUCUCUGAAUAUGUUGAAGAAGAUGUGGAGAACUUUGAUGUAACAAACUUAUCUCAAGAUGUGCUGCAAAGCAUCGAAGCUGACAGCUUUUGGUGUAUGAGCAAACUGCUGGAUGGGAUCCAGGACAACUACACAUUUGCACAACCAGGGAUCCAAAAAAAAGUCAAAGCACUGGAGGAACUUGUCAGUCGUAUUGAUGAGCAGGUACACAGUCACUUUAGGAAGUAUGAAGUGGAGUACUUGCAGUUUGCCUUUCGCUGGAUGAACAAUCUCCUGAUGAGGGAGCUUCCUCUUCGCUGCACCAUUCGCCUUUGGGACACUUAUCAGUCUGAGCCUGAGGGAUUCUCUCAUUUCCAUUUAUAUGUCUGUGCUGCAUUCUUGAUUAAGUGGCGGAAAGAGAUUUUGGAUGAAGAGGACUUCCAGGGCCUUCUAAUGUUACUACAGAAUCUACCCACCAUACACUGGGGCAAUGAAGAGAUUGGACUCCUCCUUGCUGAAGCCUACAGACUAAAGUACAUGUUUGCAGAUGCUCCCAAUCACUAUCGUCGAUAGGCAGUAGGGGGUCUGCCUUUGCUUCUCAUUGUGCUGGCACAGUUUCAAUCACUGUGGCAUUCGAUCACCUAAGCCCUCGGACACACUGACCAGGAGCCCAAUCUUUGCUGUAAAAAAGCUCCCAUCAGACUUCUGUCUUCACUUUUGUGUGUGCCUGCCUGCCACUCCAUGUGUGGACAUGCCACUCCAGAAACCAUUAGUGUCCUGCUGUGAUGAUGGCCUGAGCUUGGAUGGAAGUGAAAUGAAUAAACAGAACUUCUGAAUGCCUUCCAAGUUUCAGCCUAGAUAAUCUAAGUCUUUGCAGCCUCUUGUUAACCUGCUAAGCACAGACAAACUCAUGCACUUCCUGUUUGGCCUGUUUCUUUUUUUUCUUGUUUCCCCCUGUUUCUUCUUCGGCAGUUGUUUAAACUCCCCAAUGAAGAUGCCUUACAAAGAGUCCUGCCCAAGAGAAGGCAGUGCUGUUGAACACAAGACACUCUCAGGCCUUAGCUUCACUCUGCAUGUCUGAAGAAGUGAAGCAUUUCAGGCAUUAACAAAAGACAUAUAUACUUCAUGUGCAUGCUGCCACAUUCCUUUUGUGCAGCAUCUCUGUGUGGGAUGAUGCACAUACAUUGAAAAGGCUGUCUAGUUCAUGCACAAUUCAGAAAAAUACAAGUGAAUUAAAAACAACUCCACCUGUAAUUGUUGGAUUGCCUAACCUGGUAUGUGCACUGAACGUAGGUGAGGGGGGGGGAGCUGUGCUUUUCCCCCCCUUCUUUUUUAGAAAAAAAAAUCCUUUCUGUGACAAUGACACUCCUGUAAGGCAUUAUAUGUAAAUUGUGUUCUUGUGUAUAUGGGUAAAGGUUGUACAAUAUAAGUCGUCUGUUUGUAGCAGAUAUGAUUUUAUAUUUAUAGUCUGCCUCUCUGGCGUGCAAACGCUGCCUAGGUUACAAAUAACGAUGGGCCUCCUGCUUCCUCUGUCCAUCAGGUUUUGAAGCUGUCAACACAUCUGCACUAGCACAUUUAUUCUUCCCCAGAAUGCACAUUUCAUUUUUAUUAGAGGGAAAAAAAUUGACUCCAAAGCAGAAUGACAUUGCAUGACCUCCAGUGCCAAGGAAUUUGAGG